CCCAGAACAUAUCAAGAUAUUCUAUUAAAACAUCUGUUAUUUGCUGGGCAGUCUCGCACGUAGAAAGUACUAUUUCAUCUGAGCUUUCAGUCCUAUAGUCUAAGUGCUUCUACACUUCAAGAGUGCUGAUCUGUCUGUACACAUUAUCAGCCCAUAGGACCUAUUCAACUGAUAAAGAAUCAAGUAUCGGAUUCAACAAAGAAUGUCCACUCCAGGAGAGGCCCCAGAGGCAGCAAAAAGCGAAGAGAAAUUCGACGUUUACAAAUAUCUUCCUAAUUACCCGUACUAUCGAUCGGGACAGGAAUUGCGGGCCUUUUUUGCGGCUGCUAGGGAGCAUCCAGAGGGUAGACGGCGAUUCAUGGACGACGACAGCUAUUAUAGCCAGCCGAAGUUCGGAUUCCUGGAUCAUUUCCACGACGUCGAUGAUAAACCAGUCCAGCCCUUGAUGACUUACCUGGUCCUUCGGGGACUGUUGAAUACUCCAGAAAAAAUCAAAAAAGCCGGAAAUCUAGAAUCGGUUCCGUCCACAACGACAGCCACCGUGGACUCAUCUACAAAUAAUGAAUCUGUUCAGGUUUGCUGUAUCCCAGUAGAGGUUCGUUUUGAACUGGAGGCCAAGACACCGAUGGAAAGGAUUGGGGUCAACGUGGAUGGGGUAGGAAGAGGAGCAUACUUUGUUCCGGGAAACAGCAAUAUGUAACCUUUUGGUCGCUCCUCCCUAUUGAAUCAUUUAUUGUUUACUUUGCUUUUUUACGUUAAUUCGUAAACAUGAUGCCCUUUUACUCUUUGUAUGUUACAGAGAUAGAUACUGGGUUCAGAAGCUUAAUCACUUAUUCACAAUGUCAUAUAAAUUUGGCAUUGAGAUUGAGACC
Messenger RNA from Xylona heveae TC161, 872 nucleotides. RefSeq lists its product as hypothetical. The record is from RefSeq and is a predicted model, not a curated record. The coding region runs from base 203 to 700 and encodes 165 amino acids. The transcript has 2 exons. Lineage: Eukaryota; Fungi; Ascomycota; Xylonomycetes; Xylonales; Xylonaceae.